AUGGCUAAUCCGAAGGUGGAACAUAUGGAAGCUGCAAAACGGAUUUUGUGUUACGUUAAGGGAACUUAUGAUUAUGGGAUGGUGUAUGCAAGAGAACCAAAAGGAAAAUUGAAGGUAUUCACCGAAAACAACUAUGCAAGAGACAUAGAAGAUCAAAGGAGUACACCUAGGUAUGUAUGUCUACUUAGAAAUGCUGCUAUUUGUUGGAGCUCUCGGAAACAAGAUAUCACAACACUAUCCUCGACAGAGGUUGAAUACGUGGCAGUCACAAACUGUGCCUGUCACUGUGUAUGGUUAAAGGGGUUGUUAAAGGAGCUAGAAGAAGUCACUGAAACAAUUGAGGUUUGGUGUGACAACAUGUCUACAAUCAAGCUUGCUAAGAAUCCCGUCAUGCAUAAGAGAACUAAGCACAUUGAUGUGUAA
This is a messenger RNA of Lactuca sativa (garden lettuce), 423 nucleotides long. RefSeq names its product secreted RxLR effector protein 161-like. The record is from RefSeq and is a predicted model, not a curated record. Lineage: Eukaryota; Viridiplantae; Streptophyta; Magnoliopsida; Asterales; Asteraceae.